UUAUAUUUACUUUAAAUAUUCACAAGCUCAGAAUAGAAAUGUCUUUAAGGAGAUCAGCAAGAUCAAGGCCGUCUACAGGAACAACAAGAGGUGUAAGAUUAGGAGUGAAAUAUGCAUGGGACCAACCGGAAAAGAAGCCUAUUGAGUAUGAAAGUGAAAAAUCAACUUCUAAAUAAAUUGUCAGAUACUUGGGACAAGAGGAGAUCUAGGUACAUUCAAGGGUAUACCAAAAUUAACGAGAGAAAUACUACAACAUGGAGAGAAACCGACCCAGAUCCUUCAGAAACUCUCGAAAGUACUAACUACCACCUAAAAACAAGAACACACAUCCCUUCCCCUGAAAAACCCUCAUCUAUCAAAUCCCCCAACACCUUUCAAAAACCUUCAAACCUCCCAUCCAAAAAACUCCGCUUUUACAAACCUGGCCUAAACGCCCCAUCUCUCCAUCCUCCCCCAAACCCCACUUCUCCCCUCUCCCAGGCCCAGUCCUCUCCUCUCCGUCCCUCAGCUCCUUCCCAGCCACCCCUCUCCCCCUCCAAUCCCUACUCCACUCCUCGCUACACCCCUCAUGCCCAGCCAAAACCCCUCUCACCCCAAAAAUCCCACACAAGUCAUCCUCCCCAGCCAGAAGUCCAGCCUGUUCCUUCUGCAGCUCUUGAAGCUAAGCUUCAAGAGCUGCUUGAAGAGAACGAGUCUCUUCAGCAAGCACUUGAGGAGGAGCAAGAGAGGGCGAAGGCGGGCCAGGACCAGAUUUUGUGUCUAAGAGGGGAGCUUGAUAAGGUGAAGAUUGAGAAAGAGAAGGAGGCUAGGACACUGGAGGGGAAGGAGAGAGAGAAGUACAAGCAAGAGAUAGCUAAUUUGAAGUAUCAGAUGAGGAGCUUACAGGAUAGGGAGGAAGCUUAUAUGUCAGAAAAAGCACAUCUGAAGUUGGCUAUUGAGAAUUAUGAGAUGACUAAUAAGAGAUUGAGGGAGCAAGAGCUUAGGUCACAGAAGGAGAUUAAUGCUCUGCAUGAGAGGGUUUCUGAUAGGGAGGUUAAUAUUGGAGAGCAUAAGAGAUUGAAACAACAGCUUGACUCCUUGAAGCAGACAUUUGAGUUUGACCUUAAAACUGAGAAGGAUAAAAGUGAAGCUCUGCUCAGAGAAAACCAAAUUCUUAGAGACCAACUUUCCAAAAAUCUUACACUGAUCCAACAGUUAAUGCUCCAAAUGGAGACCCUCAAAGCUACAGUUCAAAGGCAGGACCAAAAUAUGGUUGUGGCGUCUAACGAUGAAUACUUCAAACAUCAGUUAUCAGCUUCUCCAAAUCUCUCCCCUCCGUCAAACCCAGGGCCACAACAAAUCAUCCCUUCACCCAAAGGGAUCCAAGGGUCAUUGUCAACUCCAGCUCUUAACGACUUAAACGAUCGGGCUGGAAUCAAGCCUAAGAAGCACUGCACCAUAAAUUGUAUAUUCUCGCCUUACGGAUGCGAGCAAUGCGAAGGCAAGAGAUAAGCACUGAGCCAAGCCAA
Molecule: messenger RNA, 1508 nt
Organism: Moneuplotes crassus
Lineage: Eukaryota; Ciliophora; Spirotrichea; Euplotida; Euplotidae
Source: the annotation of a GenBank genome assembly